Messenger RNA from Fusarium subglutinans, 1626 nucleotides. RefSeq names its product transcriptional regulatory. The record is from RefSeq and is a predicted model, not a curated record. Gene Ontology annotation, cellular component: nucleus. The transcript is spliced from 2 exons. Gene Ontology annotation, molecular function: zinc ion binding; DNA binding. Bases 1 to 1626 code for a protein of 541 amino acids. Lineage: Eukaryota; Fungi; Ascomycota; Sordariomycetes; Hypocreales; Nectriaceae. Gene Ontology annotation, biological process: DNA-templated transcription.
AUGGACUUCCUUCAAGAUCUUGACAUAGACGGUUCUGAGUAUCAGUUCAUGUUUCAAACACCAGAUAACAACGCGCUAUCUACAGUGGCUGGAUCAGUGGAUGGAUCAUACAGCAAUACCUAUCCGUUGCUUGAUGGACAUGAGAAUCUCCACCCAGAAACGCUUGGGCUCAGUGGAGAUAUGGAUCCUUAUCUUCUCCAACGAUACCAAUCAGAUGAGCACGGCACAUUCAAGUUCAAACAGCUUGCAAUACGAUCAGUGAACAGCAACACACCUGUUCAGUUUCUCAUCUCGCAACCAUCGCUGUUUACUCAAAGUCGCAAAGAGGUCGGACACACUGGCGCGUUAAUAUCGUCACAAAGAGCGGAGCUUGAGAAGGCGGUCUCCCCAAAUAUGGGCAAGCGAUUGAUAAGCCUUUACAACAGAUUCAUCGCGCCGCAUUACCCAGUAUUCUCAACGGAGUCCCCUCAUAACCCGGCAACGAGUGCGCCUUGUCUGCUGGCAGCUAUCUACUCAAUCGCCCUCCCCUUCGCCAUGUACGACGACCAACUCUGCAUCGAUAUGGCCUAUGACUCACCUGAUGCUGAAGACCUAGCCCAUCUCAUUAAUACAGCUGUUGCUUUCGACAUUCACUCGCCAAAUAUCGCCACCGUCCAGACUCUAUUCCUCCUAAUCACUCGACCUUCUUCAAACCCUCUUGUGUCAGAUGCAUCGUAUCGAUGGACAACCAUGGGGACGCUGGUAUCAGCAGCUACAAAUAUCGGCCUUCAUCUUGAUCCCUCCCUUUGGAAUGUUCCGCCGGCUCAAAUAGCUGCUAGACGCAGACUGUCCUUUUUCGUCUUCGCGAUGGAUCAGUGGUUAGCAGCCGCUUUGGGAAGGCCACCUCAUAUUAGUCGUGCUAACUGGCUCAUUGAUGAAUUAUCAACUCAAGAUGAGCUUUCAUCUGGCCUUGAUGCAUCGCAGUGGGCCAAUAUAAUGGCCUUCUCAGCUCUCACAUCCUGUCUCACUAAUACUCUUGACAGGCUUUAUUCUCUUCGAUCAUUCAGUCAAAUCCACAGGCCAGAAGAGCUUCAAACAACCGUGCUUGAGCUUUCAGGAUCUUUGGGACGAAUAAAACCCGACUGGAUAAGCUCAACAGAUCCCAAUAACGACAACUCGGUGCCUGGAAUGGCCAUCAAGCUUGGCUACUAUUACACACAACUACUGAUCCUACGCGUGGCCGUGCACACCCAGAAUUCUCACCUUUCAGCAACCAGCACUUCAGAUCAAUGGUCCCCACGCGAUAUCCUGAAGACAGUUCUAGAACAAUAUUCUGACUUUCUCAAAACUCUCAAAAGCGACGAAACAGCAGAACAUUGGCCUCCUUGGUGCCAAAGUGCCUUCUCGUCGCUUUGCUUCGCCAUGUUAUUCAUGUUUGUCUCAGCCACUACCUACGAAGAAGCUCUUUCGUCCAUGGAGCUUCUUCAAACGACACGGAAGCAAAUGCGUCUUAAGGCCAAUGCAUUUGUAGUUAUGCGAUUAGGCCUAUUGAGGAUGGAUGCCAUAUUUUGGCGAGGCGUCGACCAAGUUCUCAAAUUGGACCCGCAUGUGAAGCUUGCGUUGGACGCAUCAAAGCAGGGAACAUAG